Messenger RNA from Ilex paraguariensis (yerba mate), 1278 nucleotides. The record is from the annotation of a GenBank genome assembly. Lineage: Eukaryota; Viridiplantae; Streptophyta; Magnoliopsida; Aquifoliales; Aquifoliaceae.
AUGGAGAGAAGAAAAUCCUCCCUUCUUCAAAUUCAGGCACCAACUUAUGGAAACCUAAUCACCAUCCUCAGCAUAGAUGGAGGUGGAAUCAGGGGGAUUAUUCCUGCCACUAUUCUUGCCUACCUCGAGGCUCAACUCCAGGAGCUGGAUGGGGAGAAGGCAAGACUUGCAGAUUACUUCGACGUGAUUGCCGGAACAAGCACCGGUGGUCUUGUGACAGCCAUGUUAACUGCACCCGAUGAAAACAACCGUCCUCUCUAUGCAGCCAAAGACAUCAAACCUUUUUACCUAGAGCACGGUCCCAAGAUUUUCCCACAGAAAAGUGGCUUGUUUAAAUCCAUUGGAAAAACGUUAAAAACAUUAAGAGGACCCAAAUAUGAUGGGAAGUAUCUUCAUGGGCUUGUAAGGGAGAAGCUGGGAGAUAUCCGAUUAAGUCGUACACUCACCAAUGUUGUCAUUCCAACUUUUGAUAUCAAAGACUUGCACCCAACCAUUUUCUCCACUUAUCAGGUAAAAGGCUCUUCAUGUUUGGAUGCUCAAUUAUCCGAUAUUUGCAUAAGUACUUCUGCAGCUCCAACCUACCUUCCAGCCCAUUACUUCAAGACCCAAGAUAACAAAGGGAAUGUUCGAGAAUAUAACCUUAUUGAUGGGGGUGUUGCUGCAAAUAAUCCGACUUUGGUUGCCAUUAGCGAAGUGACAAAACAGGUCAUUGAGAACAAUCCAGACUUCUUUCCCAUCAAGCCCAUGGACUAUGCUCGAUAUCUAGUAAUUUCAAUUGGCACAGGGGCAGCAAAGAUUGAACAGAAAUACAAUGGUAAAAUGGCUGCCAAAUGGGGAGUUCUAGGCUGGUUAAUUCAUGGAGGUUCGACUCCAUUGGUGGAUGUGUUUACUCAAUCAAGUGGAGAUAUGGUUGAUUUUCACAAUUCUGUGGUUUUCCAAGCACUUCAUUCAGAAGAAAAUUACCUUCGAAUUCAAGAAGACACAUUGACUGGUACAGAAGCUUCAGUUGAUGUUGCGACGAAGGCCAACUUGGAAAAACUGGUAAAAAUAGGUGAAAAUCUACUGAAGAAACCAGUUUCAAGGGUGAAUUUGGAGACGGGACUCCACAAACCAGUUGAAAACGCAGGCACAAAUGAGGAUGCUCUCAAGAGGUUUGCCAGACUACUUUGCAAUGAAAGGAGACUUCGAGAGUUAAGAUCGCCACUGACCAGCAAGGCACUGACCAACAAGGCUCAAGCGUCAAGCCUCAAUGUUGUGCAUCACAUUGUUAUCCCUUGA